GUUUUCCAAGUUUUACUUUUGUAAUAUUCUCACCAUUUAAAAUUUAUUGAUCAUAAUUAAGCUUUUUCUCUUUGCCUUAUUUUAAAAGGAAGAUACAAUUUUAAAAAUAUGUCGAAUAUAGAAGGUACAAGUGAUUUUAAUGAUCCGAACGAAUUUUCCAAUAUUAACUCAAAAUUAGAUGAGGAAAUGGGGACAAAUAACCAAUCAAUUAUAAAAUUAAUCAAUAUUCUCGAAAAGAAAGAUAACGAAUUAAAAUCUUUAGCAGACGAAAAUAAUGAUUUAAAGAAGGAAUUGAAAUCGUUCAAUUCACAGCUCUCAGCUUUGACCAUUGAACUGUAUCAACUGGCUGGGAAUGAGGACGGAUUAAGUCAUAUCAAAGGUCAUAAUGAGAUCGCAAAAAGUCAUUCAUUUAAAAAAAACGGUUAUACUUCAAAGAUAUUUGAAUGCUUUUCAAAUAUAGCAGAAAGGUAUGAAAAGAAGCUUGAAGAAAAGGAUGAUUUUAUAAGAACUAUUGAAAAUGAAAAUUUACGCUAUAAAGUAAAGAUUAUUGAAUUUACAAAAAAACUUCAAAGAAUAUGUCAAAUAAAUAAAGCUACAACAGAGCUUGUUACACCAAUUAAAACUCGUCAACAAGUUAAAUCGCAAUUAUACAAUUUACUAUCAGAAGUGAAUAUAACAGCUACGUCUAGAUCUAGUUUAUUAAAUCAAUCGUCUUCUAUAGAAACUGAAGAAGACGGUAUUAGUAGAGAUAUGUUGGGAGAUGAUUCAUUAUCAGAUUAUUCAUUCGAAUGUCAAAUGUGUUCUAAAAGAUUUCUUAUGAUCGAUUCCCUUCAGAAGCAUUACUUACAAUGUAACGGAGUAAUUGGUCAAUCGCAAAGGUUAGACUAUAGCCAAUAUAAUUCAUUGGACACAACUUGA
Molecule: messenger RNA, 918 nt
Organism: Dimorphilus gyrociliatus
Lineage: Eukaryota; Metazoa; Annelida; Polychaeta; Dinophilidae
Source: the annotation of a GenBank genome assembly